Messenger RNA from Diabrotica virgifera virgifera (western corn rootworm), 739 nucleotides. Its product is annotated as chromobox protein homolog 1. Gene Ontology annotation, biological process: negative regulation of transcription by RNA polymerase II; chromatin organization. The coding region runs from base 152 to 670 and encodes 172 amino acids. Gene Ontology annotation, molecular function: chromatin binding. The record is from RefSeq and is a predicted model, not a curated record. Gene Ontology annotation, cellular component: pericentric heterochromatin; nucleus. Lineage: Eukaryota; Metazoa; Arthropoda; Insecta; Coleoptera; Chrysomelidae. The transcript has 3 exons.
UGUAUAUAAAUAAGGUUAUGUUUGGUUUUUGUUUAUUAAAAUUAAAGCUGAGUUUACACAGUUUACAUACAAAUUGUAGUUCACAAUUUACAAGGGUUCACAAGGGUUUUCUUAUUACUGAAAACUUUAAACAUAAUUUAAAUCGGAAGAAAUGGUUAAAACUAGAGGUAAAGAAGAUAAUCCAGAGGUAGUGGUACCUGUGCCGACUGACACUCCUGCUGGGACCACAGAAGAAUUUUCAGUUGAAAAAAUUUUAGAUAAAAGAACAAGAAAUGGCAAAAUUGAAUAUUUGUUGAAAUGGAAGGGAUAUAAUGAGGAAGACAACACUUGGGAGCCAGAAGAAAACCUUGACUGUCCAGACUUAAUAGCAGCCUAUGAAGCUCAGUUUGAACUGGCAAGCACGGUAGAUGAUCCAGAAAAAUCAAAACGAAAGAAUAUCACUGAAGACAACAGAGCAAGAGGUUUUGAUAGAGGACUUGAACCCCAUAGGAUUGUGGGAGCGACAGAUGCAAGUGGUGAACUUAUGUUCUUAAUGAUGUGGAAAAAUUGCAAGGAAGCUGAUCUAGUUCCAGCCAAUCAAGUGAAUGCCAGAUGUCCAGAAAUCGUCAUUAGUUAUUAUGAAAAUAAGAAGCAAUGGUACAGCAAGAGUGCUGUCAUUGAAUUAGAUUAGAUUAUUAAAAUUAUAAGGAUACCAUACCCAUUUUAUACAAAAACUCAAUAAAAACAAAUAAUUUAGAAA